Molecule: messenger RNA, 610 nt
Organism: Laetiporus sulphureus 93-53
Lineage: Eukaryota; Fungi; Basidiomycota; Agaricomycetes; Polyporales; Laetiporaceae
Exons: 1
Coding region: 161-337 (58 amino acids)
Source: RefSeq, a predicted model, not a curated record
GUCGCCUGAACCAGAGAGUUGCACUACGAGCGUGGUACCGGAAACAAGACGGCAGAGAACGUUGAGGUCCAAAGUAUCAUGGCUUCGUCACCGUGUCACAGUGCAGCCCUGCUCGAGAGUCAAAGCCAGUCAAUUACUACAGCGCGCGCGUUGCGCUGCCAUGGACCAGGUCUCAGCGCUGAGAGUCGAUGCGGCUACACUCGCCUCCAUCAAUGUCACCGUCGCUCCCACAUCAAGACGGGCCGCGGCUGCUGCAGCUUCUCUUACGAUUGCCAACAUGGUCGCCUCAGAGAAUGGCACAGCUGCGUUGCCGGAUCAGCUCGCAAAGACUGCAUAGUUUCGAAAUGUGACGGACAAAAGGAUUGGCAAUUCGGACGAGCUGGGCAUGCACUCACUUUCCCCCGAAUCCCUCCGCGCGUGAUAGAUCCUGCUAUGUAUCUCUAUGUGCGGAGUUGGCGAAAAGCCUGACGCGCUGACACUCCAGAGCAUAUCAAGGACGGUUGAGCCAAUGCAUAGUUGCCAUGUCACACGAGCUGAUCAGCACGAGGUGUACACAGAGACCGGGCUCGCGCAGAUGCGGUCGUGUGGGGGCGAUAGUUGAGCGCUGAGC